AUGGAAAUUCCUGCGAUUAAUCUAAAGGUGAGUGUUUGCUGAACUUGUUUUUAGAGUUAGGAGUGUGUGUGUUGCAUUUUAAGCAAAGGCCGAUGAUGUUGCAAACUUUGUGGCUCAGUUUUCAGAGGUUGUUCCUCUUUGUUGCAACUACCUGCUUUAGGUUGUGACACAGAUCUGUUGGUGAAAUGCUGUCAAAGUUUGUUAAGAGUGCUUUUCAAAAAGAUCCAAAACUUGGCAGGUAUCUUUCCAUAGAUGAGGACCAGGAGUUUAUUCCUAGAUUUAGAAACCUUACAAGAUGCUAGAGAGCUAAACAUAGUGGUGAAAUUGUUUCUGAAAGAUGUAUUUGUGAGAAAAUAUGUAAAAGAAAGCAAGUGAACUAAUUCCUGAAUGAUGCACCACAGCCUCUGAAAAUGGAGAACCAUGAAAUUCAUUUUUUGUGCUUUUUCUCUGAGGCUGAUUCGCUCUAAUGCAGGUUGAGCAACUUUUAUUCAAGGCUUUAAAACUUUGAAUUAAACCUCUGCAGGAAAACGUAAUAAAAAUAAUACUAAAGCAGAUUAAGGAGGGAUUUUCUGAGAAUAAUGUUUAAGUCAGAAAUUGGUGUUAAGAAGUACAAGGAUUUGUGAAAUCAAAUAAACCUGAUGCUACUUCACAUGUUGCAUCUGCAAACAGAUCACAUGUUUUACAUUUAGCUCUGCAGUUUCUUGUCUUUUCUGCUCACAUGGUUUGGACUGGGUGCAUUUAGAAAUCAAGUUUUAGAACCAAUUCACUGGAAAUCCUGGGCCCCAAAGUUCAUUUAGGGCCCCUACUUUACUCACCGGAUGAAUAUAAGAUCAUAGGACAUCUGACAUGUCCUCCUUUGGGUUUAUUUAUUUGUUUUUUGGUCCUUCUUGUUCAGAUUGUCAGAAAUUGUAUUUAGCUUAAAUUACUGGUUCCAGCUUGAGGUUUGUUAAAAGAUCCUGUGACAAUUUUUGGUGUUAGUAAAACGCACAGUUAUACACUGCCUGCACAAAAUAUUUGCAUUCACUGAUAUAUUUCAUCACCAAAAGUCAGCAGGAUGAGAUCUGCAGAAAAAAACUGCUUUUGUCCACAGGGGGGUGCCAAAAUUGAUACAAACUCUCUUUAAAGAGCUUUGACACAAGAAUAAAGAGGAAAAAAAAUAGAGCAGCAGUAUAUUUGGGGGAGUUUAUUUUUUAAUAACUGACAGAUGAGUUAGAAGUUAAAGCUACAAUGAGAAACUUAUGCUUUGUGUUGAUUUUGGUGCCCCCUGUGGACAAAGUAAUCCCUCUUCUAACUUUUCCUAAACCUGUCCAAGUAGCAUUUUCAGACAAAAACUUCCUCCAGUUGUCUUGUAAAAAUGAAACAAAUCAGUCACUGUGAGUAUUGCCUGUGCAAAAAGUUUAGAGAAGUUUGACAUCCCCCCCCCCCCACACACACACACACACACUGUGUUUAAACUUUUAAAAUUACUACAGUGAAUUUAUUAGGCUUGUGGUUGAUGGUCUUGUUUGCUUCUGAAGGACAUAAAAAAGCACUAGUAUCAGUUUCAGUAUGUUUUCAACUUCUUAAAAACCCCUCUCAGCGCUUUUAACACUAUACUUAAUUUUAGUUUUUAGGGAUAGUCUUUAAAAAAGUCCAGUUAUUCUGUCUAACUCUUUGUGUUCUGUCUCAGGCCAUCGUUCUGGUGCAUUGGCUGCUUUCGAUAUGGUAAGUCCCGCAGCCUUUUUUCCACAAACCUGAGGAAUUUCUCUCCUCCUUUGGCGCUCACUCAUCCCCUCACAGAGACUCACUAUUUUGUUUCAGGCCCUCUCCUAGACCUGUCUACCUCAUGCUGAAAUGUGACGCUGUCUUUCAUGGGUUGUUUGUUGCAGGGGUUGCAUGGCGUGGCUUCCCUACUCCUAUUCCUGGGGGAACUUCAGUGUUUUAGCCAUCGGGGUUUGGGCCAUCGCGCAGAGGGACUCAAUCGACGCUGUGCUCAUGGUGAGUCUUGGAUUAUUUUGCUUUGGUUUCUUCACGCACACUGCAAACUUAAUAUCAUGUGACAGGUACAGGGUCUAACUUUAGGCACAGUAAUGCGUGUCCAUGCUAACCUAUUUGUGUGUGGAAUCUGGGACAAUCUGUGAGCAUCCCUUUGAGAGAGAUAGCCGUCUCUUAAUUUGGUAAAGAGUACAGUAACAGUGGCUUUCACAGUGUAUUAGCUUACAGCAGCAGGGGGGUUUCACAGUUUUGGCCCAUGCUGAUUUUGGAUUAGCCUUAUUUGGUUUCACUGGAAUUGAGAGUGACUUAUUCCAAGCCCAGAAAGUUAGAAACUCUAUCCUCACUCAGAGAUUACAUCUUUAACAAUCACUGUAAGCUGACUAUCCCCACUGUAGCCAAGUCUGAAAUCACUUAUUACUAAUUUUACUGUCAACUUUAUAGUGAUUUCCUCAUUUUGUGCAGCUGACCAAACCUUUUUACCAUUCACUCCAAAAAACAGAAUUUUCUUUCAAGUGAGUCCAAAAUAUCUUGUGAAUGACCAGCAUCCAUAUUUCUUUGACCCUGUGCUCUGGAAAGUUAUGCCCAAAUGCUGAGUGUUCAAUAAUGUCUUACAAUACUUACUUCCUCACAUGGCUUAUUAUUACCAUAUUACCAUUUUGACUUUAUAGAUCACAAACAUCCACUUCAUAUUAAUGUAAACCAUAUAUUUGAAAAUCUGGCUUACCUAAAACAACAGUCAUCAUCAGCACCAUGAAACUUUUUGGCAGAAGUUACCCCGUUAGCUAGCCAAGGAGAGCAAUCUAACAAUUAUGAAAGUUUGCCAACAUAAGCCAGCGAGCAAGCUACCGGCUAAUACGGUAUUUUCAACCUUUUUUGAGCCACGGCACAGUUUUUACAUUGACAAAGUCCUGGGGCACACCACAAACCAAAAUGACACUCUAUAGCCUAGCACAGUAUAUAAUGUAGGGAUGCACCAAAAUGAAAAUUCUUGGCCAAAACCAAAAAUGAGGAAACCAAGGCCGAAAACCGAAAGAAAUUACUAUGCCAAUUAUUAGUACCAUUGCAUUUAUGGGUAUGACUGCGUACGAAUCUCACUAAAAUCAAGGCAUUGCAAUUGUAUAAAUCCAUAUUGAUUAAUUCUAAAUACUAAAUUAAUAUUAAUUUGUGCAAUUGCAAUGUGAGUUUUGAGUUUUUGAGUCAGCAUGUUGCUGCAUUCUCUGAGUGGUUUACACCUUUAGAUAGUGCCCACGAGUCAGGGGCAAAAACAACUCAAAAGUUCUAAGAGAAGAACUGUUGCGAACAGUAGAGACGCGACAAGAAAAGUACAGAGUUGAUUUCUGUUAAAUCUAUCAAUAAAAGUGAGAAGAAGUGAAAGUUCCUUCAGCAUCUGCUCGUCUAUUUGGCUGCAACAUCCGCCACAGAUUGGCUCAGAGCGAUUUUCCUGUUCUUCUCAUAUUCAGAAUGAUGAUCUGUAUGUUUGGAUAUCAGGUGAUAAAUUAAAGCAGACGUGAAGAAACUUUUGGCAGUUUCACCCUCUCUUGAAAUUUUAGCAUUACACGCUAUGCCAAACGUUAUCCAUAGUUCACCAAUACAUUGAAAUACAUCCACACGGCAGACAUGUUGGCUUUAAUCCAGACAAGCCCUUACUGGAGAAAAGUGCCAAGACUGAAAAUGCACUUUUGGGCCAUUUUCGGCUGAAAACUUAAGGUGGCUUAAUUUUAGGUGCAUCCCUAGAAUAUAGUUCGUAAUAUAGUUUCUAAAUCUAUUUAUACUCACUCAGUAUGAACUCUGGCCACACAGGUUGAAAAUCACUGAGCUAAUAUAUUUUCUGCAUUACAUGUUUCAGUUUUCAAGUUGCAGUGUUUUGUCAGGUGACCAAUAACUGUUGGUUAUGCUUAUGUUAGCUAUGUUAGCUUAAUGCUGAUAACAGCUACCUUAAAUUUACGAUUUUUUAACAUCAUCAGCCCUGUGACUAAAUCCUGCAUUGUCAAAUUAUGUUUUUAUUUUGAAGUAAACUUCUCCCUGUUCACUGUAAAAAACUGAAUUAAAACAGUUAGAAAUACAGUUUAAAAGUAAAAAUUUUCAGUUGAUUAUAAAGUGGAAAGAGACACAAGCCCUUAAAUUUGUCCACAGUCUGUUUGAAUGUCUUUUUUUUUUUUAAGUAAUGAUUUACUCACAAGUCUGCUACAGAUAGCUCACUAGCAUUCUUUUACUCCUUCUUCGUUUUGCUAUCGCCAUAAUGUGUUAUAACCAAAGAAUUUUAUUAUUUCAUGUUAAAGCUUUUGUAAGAAAGUGGUCAAAUUGUUUUAACUGCUGAUUUACACUAGCUAACUGUGUUGGUAAAUAUUUAGCUGAAAUACUAACUGUAAUGUAACUAUUGCAUUUGCUUAAUGCCAUUAAAGUUAUUGUCUAUCCUUCUCGCACAAACUCUCAUCCUGCUGCUAUUUUACUGUAAAUUAUAUUAUUUGUUGCGAGUAUUUUAUGUAGAAAUUGGGCUUUUUUUCUCAGCUGCUCGGCUGACACCUACCCCCUCACACCACUUUUAGGCAGAAAAUUACAGUGUGAAGAUUGAAAAUCUUUUUUUUUUUCAAUAUCAAUUUUAGUCAGUUUUGUUAAUGUCAGAAAAAUUUAUCACAGGAGCUUUAAGUACAAUUGUAGCUUAAAAGUGGCUAUUUCUAGAUAACAUUGUUUAUACCAAUGUUGGCUAAUGAGGUAAAUAGUUCCUGAUAAAAACAGCAGUUAUACUUCUGAUUUUAGCAAAGCUUUGAAAUUAGUACUGAUACGUGGUUUCUGAAGGGGUGAAGAGAGUCCUGUUGCAAAUAAACAACAGUGAGGAUGUUGACAGUUUUUCUGUUGUCUGUCCAAAAGAGCCACUCUGAGCCGAACUGGUGAUUUACAACAAACAUUGUACCCUGCCAAAGCCUCUCAGCUCUGCUGUAAGUCUCCACAUCAUUGAGAUUCUUUGUCACUGGAAGGUUUUUGGAUUAAUUCAAGCUCAUCCAAAUUUUCUGGGAAAGUCUCAAGGUCUUUACACAGUUAAGAGAGGAUAUUAGUGCUGGAUAUCUGCACUGAAAACCUUGAAAAUAUCCACCAAAUUAACCCAGCUCUAAGUAUAGACCAACACUGAGAGUAGUGAGCAGAGAUUUACUCUGAAGCUAAUCGCAGCAAGAUUUCUUAAUGGGACAUGUGUCUGGCUCACCAUCACAGCAUCCAGCCAUGAGCUGGAUUUGUGUUUGUAGAAACUGUUUGAACAGGAUUGAAUGCUCCCGUUCACAGGAGAGAUGAGAAUAAAAGCAAGAAAAGAAAUUACUGUGAAGACCUUGAAGAAGACAAGACUGCUGUUGACGAAGUUGAUGUCCAAAGUCCCGUCCCUUUCUAAACUCUGAAUUGUUAAAAAAAUCAAGAAUGACAUGGAUGAGUGUAGACAUCUUUCAAAAGUUGGACCACUUCACAAACCAAUCAAUCAUUCAUCACAAAAGUCCUAUAGUUUAAUCUGAGUCACAGUUUAUCUUUGUGAAAUCUGCCUCAGGCUGACUGAAAACAUAACAGGUAAGAAACACCUCAAGAAAAAAAAAAAAUCCUUUUCUUAGUGAUUUUUGAAGGUAUUUUUGACAUUUAUAGAGUCAGUCAAUCACUGCCAUGGGAGGAAACCACAGGAGGACCUUUUACUCUGCGUACUUCACGGGGUAAAAAUCUCACUCAGAGCUCAGGGAAGGAGCUUUGUGGCCAUAAAAUGGUGGAAAAGGAUUUUUUUAGAGCGUCUAAUGCACUGCUUUAUUUCUGUGGGAUAGAUCUGGCAUAUAGUCCUUCUUCCUCAUGUUAUGAUACUUCACUAUCUCAAGUAUUUACAGUGGUUUCUGUUUGUAUACUCAUCAAAUAUUUACUUGAUUUCCUUCAGUUCAGGGCAACAUUUGGAUUUGACUAUUCAGCUGUUUAAAGGAAAAAAUAAACAGGUUUUUCUCUUAGUUGCAUUGAAAGAAACACAGUCAUACCAUUGUCAGCAAACUGUAUGGCAGAAGUUUUGGCACUGUGGGCAGGAGCCAAGUCCUACUGGAGAAGUAUAUCAGUAGAUGGAGCCGUUGGGUGAUCUAAAACUUUCUGAUAGAUGACUGCGUUGCUUCUGAACUUAAUCAAAUCAAUAAUUUGGUAAUCCGAUAUGACACUGUUCAUACGGUGAGAUUGUUGGCAAUGACUUGGCUUGUGGAGCGUGCUGUGCAUCCAGAUGUGUCCAUCUAUUGUUGGUUUUUGGGCUUUACUUUGUCUUGAUUAGCUCUCUCUAUAUUUUGGAGCAUGCCAUAGUUAGUAUGAAGAUAAUUUUGGAGAAUUUCUCCAAACAGUGUUUGUUUUGGAUUAAUGCAAUGAUAAUAUUAAUGUUGAAUUUGCAGAUAGUGUCUGCAGUAUUUGUCUGGCCCUAUUUUGAUCAGCAUUAAAAAUUUGACACAUAUCCUUUAAAGUGUCAUCUGCAACAUUUAAAACGAAUUUGCGAUUAAUUGUGAGUUAACCAUAGACGAUCAUGCCAUUAAUCGUGGUAAAAAAAUCAUUUGACAGCCUUUCAAAAGCCCAACAGACUCUGUAAAUUAAAUUUGUAUUCCUGUUUUGUUUUUUCCGGCAGUUCCUGAUGGGAAUGCUCCUAACGAUAUUGACUGACAUCAUCCACUUCAGCAUCUAUUACCCGACCAAUGACUUGUCAAUAGAUAGAGGAAACAGUGUGUUUCGCUUCAGCGCGGGAAUGGCCAUCCUCAGCCUGCUAAUCAAACCAGUGUCCUGCUUCUUCGUCUAUCAAAUGUACCGUGAACGUGGAGGGGAUUACAACGUGAACUUUGGUAAGUGCUACAGGACGACACAAACACAGAAACAUGAAAAACUUUGAGGAUUAUAAUUUCAAAACUAGUGAGUAAGUCUCUUUUAUGUGAAGGUUUCCAGCCCCCAUGAACACAACAUCCCCCACCCCUGAGUGUGACCAAAGCUGGAUGCACAGUGUGUUGUGUGUGACCAGCCGUGCUUUGAGCUCCUCCAUGUGUUGUUUAAUGCAGUUUGUCAGGAAAGUCCUGUCAAGUGCAGCACAAAAUGUGAAGCCUCUGUGCGAAACCACUUGCAGAUCAUCCUGCAGUCAAACUAACAAGUCAGAGUCACAAGGUGUUUCAAGUGCUGCAGCCUGGAGAUUAUUUUCUUUAUGUAGUGCUGCAGAUUUCCUCUGCAGCAGGGAGGGAGAAUUAAACCAUGCAGGCAGGGCCAGGUAAGCAGACAGGGGUCCACAGAUUUAGAGGUUUAGAGAUGUUAAUGACUGCUCUCUGCAUGUGUGAGCAAAUAAGAAAUGAGUAUACUUCUCCGUGAGUGGUGGAGAUGUGAUUAAAGCAUGUGUGGUCAUUGAUUUUUAGUCUUUUGAGAGCUUUUCCAUCAGAAAUCUGUCUGAGCUGUGACGCCUGCUGGUCUCUUAAAUACUUGAAACUGUCACACAUGGCUUCAUCUGUAUUAACUGAUAAAAAAAAGCUGCAUUUGUCCUGUAUUUUUAAGUAAUUUAAUGGAAGAUGGAGGAUUUCUUAAAGGGAUAGUGAGCCCAGACAUGCUUGUUGUUUGCAAAAAUAAACCGGGAAGUUGAGCCUCAUUUAUUAUUAACUGCAGUAUUUCCAAAUUAAAACAUUAUUCAUGACACUACAGAGUGUCAAAAGUAUAAAAGAAAUUCUUUGCAUUGUAGCCCUUGCCUCAUAUAUUCUUCUCCUGAUUUGUCUCUUGGAGGAUAAUUGAAUAUUGAUGAAUCGUCCCUCUCUGCGGUCUGACUCAAACGUCACACACACGCAGCAGGUUCACCCAUUACGCUGUGAUUGGCUGCAGAGUGACUGAUGAACAUAGCUAAUGUUGCUUUCAGACAAUGUGUGUUUUUAAUUGCUGUCUGAUUGCAUUGGCUGCCAUUAAAAAGGUCUCCUGCUGUAAAAAGCACUCUGGGUAACCAGGCAAUCAGGUGCAUAAAAGUGAGUUGUUGAUUCAAGAGCACAGUUUGAAGCUAACUUACACCUAUUUAAAUCACUUAGAUUUGGGGUUUUUGGCUUUAUUUUAACGCUCAUUGAUACAUUAAAUAAAUUACAUUAAUUAAAUCAAGGCUGACAGGACAAGUUGCUUUACAUGUACCAUGAACAUUGGUUUUGUUGCAUCACCAUAGACUGUAUAUAAAAUUGAUGCGGUCUGCCUCCUCGCAAGGUGUAGCCACUGUGGGAACAGCACCCUCUGGUGACGGGCUGCAGUACAGAGCAUAAAUCACACCUCCCCCAGCAUUCCCUAUAGAGCUGUGGACAAACUUUAGAAAUUUAUUACACAGAAUAUACAUUUUUCUUCCCCCUGCUUGUAAUGUUGACAUGUAGUUAUUGUAAGACUGGUUUGUGCUCAAGUCCUCUUUUUUUCUGUACGGCUCCAUUUUUAAAAGUUAUUAGGUGGUUCAUGUUUUCUAUGAUUGAUACUUGAUACAGCCUAUGGGCAUACAAAGACACUGUUUCAGCUAAGCACCAUCACAGCGACUCUCUCGCGGAAUGCAUACAACGCCACUGCGCAAGUGGCAGUUCCAGGAAGUGGAAAAAAUCCCGGAAAUACCGAGAGCAAUUCAGCUCCAAAUUUGUAUAAUGACAGAAGGCGGAACCAAGUUGUCUAUAGUAUAUACAGUCUAUGUGCAUCACUUAUGUAUGGGUGUGGUGAUAAGGCUGUUAUGCAAGUCAGAGCCUCUUCAACAGAAGUCUGCAGCUCAGCAGGAGAAAUGUAUCUUUCUAUGAGAUGCACAAGAGACACAAAGAGAAGCUAAUACUGCUGCAGUGGCAUUGUGCACAGCUAAAGAUCUGGUUCCCUUAAAGAGAGUGAAAAGACAUACAGGUUUGGGCAGCCCAGCUACAAGGAUUUUGCUGAAGUUGCUCUACUUCAUCUGUGCAACUGAGCAUGUGCUAUGACCACCAGAUCGCUGGAGGUGAUGUGGUUUUAUUCCAUUACAAUAGACUCAUGGUUCAAGUUUAAGGUGAGCUAAUUAUCCAGGGGCUAAAAACGUAUCUUUAGUUUCUGAUUAAAAUCCAGUUUGGUGUGAAAAUUGAAAAGUUAACUUUAAGCCAUGCAUACAUUUAUGCUAGCUCUAACUUACCUUACAUGUGGCAUGUACUUCCUUUCAAAACACAAGUAUAAUAUUGUGAUACCUAAAACAUACAAACAAACAAAAAAAAAAAAAAACAAAACAGUAAAUUAUAAAACAAAAGCAUCACAAAUAAUCAUACAGUGAGUUCAUCUACUUUCUAAUUGCGUUGAUUGGUGAAGUCCAAAAUUAGCAUGUUGCUUCACUUUUAUCCUCCCUAAUUUCCUUGAUUAUGUUUUCUUAAUACCAAAUUUGCAUAAUUAUUGUGAUGAUGUUACCAUUAAUGCUUUUUGGUAUUUGUAACUAUGAGCUAAGAAUAUGAUAUUGUGGUAGCUCUAGUUUUUAGCAGCGUAGGGAUGAUUUCAUCAGCUCUAGAUCGUUGCACAGAUUGCAGGACAGGGUGUUGCUUCAUUUUUCUUCUAACCAUCUUUACUUUCCAACUCUGUUGACCAGCCUGAGAUAGAAACUAACUUUUUUUGCCACAGUGUCAACAGACAGAGAUGGAAUAAGUCAGACUUGUUUACGUAGAUCAGGCAUUAGUGAUCAGGUGAGCCUUGGUCCUGUUAAUGAAGAUUGUUAAAUAUGUUGUUUUACUUAGGAUAUGGCCUGAUGCAUCCCGCUGUUAUUGCUUCAAGGGAAAAAUGUUGAAAUGAUCACAAACUGUUACUCACUCACCAUGUGACACAGGACUAGAUCAUUAUUUAAGGUUGCCACUCUCAGUGUGAUAUCAGGAAAAUCAAGAGGGUCUGAUUUCUGGUCAAUAAUCAUAUAAUCCUAAUUCCACCUUUUUCUUGCUUGUUAUAUCUUCUGCCAGAGUCUGCCUGGCCGUCACUGUUGUCACUUUAAGGUUUUUUCUUUCGAUUUGAUUUAACUAUUUGUUUUGUAUCUUUUUCCUUUUGUUCCCUCUGUUCUCUCCUCCACUUUUGACCUUUGACCUCUCAGACUUUGAGACCUCUGUGGACAGCCGAUGCACUACGGAUAGCGCUGACAGUGCCUUUAUCGGCCGCCGCUAUUGAUCCCUGCUCCCUUCCUAUUACCAUCCCUCUCCUCCCAUCAUCCCUUUUCAUCCUGUCCUACCUAGGAGGCAAGGUUACAAACCCGGCUGCAGGACAAACAUGAACUUUUUUUGAUCUUCUCUUUUAAAUUAUUUUUCUUUCCAUCUUCAAUCAGCCCUUCUUACCUGCUCGUACCUGCCUGAUUGUGUCCGAUCACUGUGUUUGUGUACAUGUCCGCUGUUUUAAACGUGUUUGUAUGUCUCUGCUUCUGUAUGUAUUAUUUAUACUUCCUCUUCUCUCCAGACGCCUCAUUUGCGUUUGUGUUUCCUGUUUGCAUAUAUUUAAAGCAGAGCUGCAUGAUGCUGCACAUUCUUAAAUCAGCCUAAUUACAGUCAACAUAAUGAAGACGACGACUGCGACCUGUUUGAAAUGCACACUUAUAUAAGUUUGCUAAGCAUUACCAGUAAACUUUUUAAAGAGUUAUGACUGUUUUACUUUGCUUUUAAAUAAAUUAAUUAAUAAAAAAAAUGAUAAACCCUGCAGGUGUAUUAGUGAAGUGAUCAGAAACUUUAAAUCAUCAUCAAUUUGUGCAUGUUUGUGAAAGACUCCGGGCCAUGCAGAGGUAAACGCCUCCUCAGUGACACAGAAGCUUCUUUAAUACUUUUCAUGUGGAUUACACCAGCGAGCAGUCACCAUCAAGUUCGAUAUGAAGAGAAUUAACACCCUCACACUGAGGAAAAACCACUGAAAGACUUCCAGAUGAGUUCUCAGAUUAUAGACUCUGGUCUGUUUCUAUGACUAAGUUUCUUUCAGUCAGCAGCUCCCCAGAAAGUUGUGGAUAUGAAGAGAAAGAGGAGAAAUGAGAGGAAAUGCUGCAACACGUGACCUGGUUUGUUGAGUUUGAUUUGGAGGCGACAUGAUUGAUACAACUCAAACAUUUGGACAUUGACAAGAAAAUAUUUUGACAUUUCAAUAAUUGCUUUCAUAACUAUCUCAAAAAAAAAAAAAAAAGUGUUUCUAGCUUCUUUCCUGUAAGAGUUUGCUCCCUUUGUGCUUGUUGAAAAGUUUUGAGGUUUUGAAGUGUUGCUUUGGGGUAAGAAGCAAAUUGAAGGUGUUUUUGAGGGUUUCAGGAAACUUUGAUGUAGAUUUCAGGCUGUCUGAUAAUGUGUUAAAAGUAAGCCUAAAAGUAAGUAAUAAUAGCAGUGGUCCUUAACGCUGUAUGCCACACAGAGGUUGGACAAAGAAGAAGCGGCUGCUGCUUGUGAGUUAGAUGUAUCAUCCCUCUGAGAGAUGAUUCAACACUUUUUUAACUGAUGUUCAAGAUUUUUAAACUUUUAAAGCUUGAGCUGCUUUGGGUUACAAAUCAACUGAACAUUUAUACUUCUCUCCUACAUUAUAUUUCAAAAAAGCAUCGUUCAACAACACAAGAUAAAAAGCAAUCUUUUUGCAAGACAGAAAAGAUAUCAAAAUAAAAGCAUUAAAAACUGUCAUUCAAUGAGAUAGUGUCCUCCCUAAAGAAGUUUCAAGAACAAUGAAAAUGAAUCCUAAAUUUGAAGAUUGUUUAGAUGUAAAAAUGGGGAAAUGAUAAUAAGAUGCACUUAAUAUGUUGGAUAUUAUAAGUUGGAUAAUAUAGUAUAAUUAUCCAGAGGAGGUCAGAAGUUUAAGUCUAGAAAAAAAUUCAAGUGUGUGAGAGAAGAUAAGUGUACAACAAAGGGGAUCUUUCUGAGGGAGAAACAAGCUGCGACUUCAAAAGAGUCUAAAAAGUAAAUGCAAAACCACAAAAUAAGCACAACAACCAAAACCUGACCAUCCAGUCCAAAUGCAUUUAGAAAGGUACAAACAUUGACCCGAGGUCUGUAUUACUGUGCCAAAAAGACAAAAACUCAGACCAGUUUAAAAAUUCCAGAGAACAAAAGUGAGAAAAGAGAAAAGCUUUUCACCCCGAGCCAAAGGCCAAAUAAUGAAAGUAAAUUUGAGGUUUAGUUUUACAGCAAACUCUGAGAGGACAGCUGAACAAUUAAAAAGUUUGGUACAAAAAGCAGAGAUAAAUGCAUUGACAUCAAACAUGCUGCCAAACCUGACAUGAUGAAAAGUCAAAUCCUACAAAUCUGACAAACAGCAGCAAGUGAUUCAAGUCCAGUCAUUAAAGCAGAAGAGCUCCAAGUCUGAAGGAGGAGGUCUGUCUUUGUCUGUAGUUUCGUCCUCUUAAGUUUUGAAGAAAGGAAAAAAAACAAAAAGUUUUAAACACACUCCAUCAUCUUACCUUUUGCAGAACUUGUUGCUCCUGUUUUAGAGUAAAAGUGCAUUAUACCAGGUUGGCCAGGUUCAGUGUGUUUGUACUUGUUGGAGCCUGAGAUGCUAAUUUGUCCUGUGCAUAUUCUCAGCUUCCCUCAACACUUUCUGUUUGUUAAAAUCUGCAUUGUCUCUUAAUUUGCUGCCCCAGUGAAAAUCGUGGCCCUCUGCAGCAAGAGAAAGAGAGAUGUUUCAAAGAAUGGCUUCUUUCUGCUGCUUACGGCUUUUAUAUGCAUAUUCCUCUACUCUUUGUUAGUCACAGACGCUGAUGUGAUAAUUAAUUAUACAUCUGCAUGGUGGGGGUUUGUGUGUUGAAGACAUCUUGGGCUUGUCUCUGCAGGUUUUCCCUCAGUAACGCGAAACAGAGAGGCUUACCAGUCCAUUGACCAACAGGAGGAGUCCUCCACCACAGCGAACCCCUUCAACCAGCAGCAGGAUGUGAAAUCAGGAGCCCGCACGUACUGA
This is a messenger RNA of Xyrichtys novacula (pearly razorfish), 12828 nucleotides long. NCBI's taxonomy places the organism in Eukaryota, Metazoa, Chordata, Actinopteri, Labriformes, Labridae. The record is from the annotation of a GenBank genome assembly.